AUGGCCUGUAUCCAACAUUUUUGUUCUACUACUUUCUUUCUUGCAAUAAUUGCAUGCCAUCAAGUUCUAUUCACUGAAGGAAGACAAUAUCCCACACCAACAUCACUGGACCAAAAUUCAGUUGUUGUAAUUAAUUCAGGAAAUAAUUUCCGAACUACAGAAACAGGAAAUAGCCCUGGUAUGGGACAUUCCUCUAAAGGCCCUAAACCAAAUAAUUCUAAGCAACCAAAGACACUAAUUGGGGACACUUCCAGUACAGUUGAAGGAGAUGAUCGCGAGGCCACAGGACACAGCCCCGGUAUUGGUCAUUCUUCUCACAACGAUAAGAUUGGUCCUAAUUUCUAG
This is a messenger RNA of Nicotiana tabacum (common tobacco), 345 nucleotides long. The record is from RefSeq and is a predicted model, not a curated record. NCBI's taxonomy places the organism in Eukaryota, Viridiplantae, Streptophyta, Magnoliopsida, Solanales, Solanaceae.